This is a messenger RNA of Mercenaria mercenaria, 6183 nucleotides long. Its product is annotated as cytoskeleton-associated protein 5-like. Gene Ontology annotation, biological process: establishment or maintenance of microtubule cytoskeleton polarity; centrosome duplication; mitotic spindle organization. The record is from RefSeq and is a predicted model, not a curated record. Gene Ontology annotation, cellular component: spindle pole; microtubule plus-end; centrosome. The transcript is spliced from 45 exons. Gene Ontology annotation, molecular function: microtubule plus end polymerase activity; microtubule plus-end binding. The coding region runs from base 58 to 6183 and encodes 2041 amino acids. Lineage: Eukaryota; Metazoa; Mollusca; Bivalvia; Venerida; Veneridae.
UUAUUGCAAACUGACAAUAGUUAAUUACAAAAGAGUAAUAGUAAAAUUUGAUCAGCAAUGGGGGAUGACAGUGAAUGGAUGAAGUUGCCGACUGAUGAAAAAGUCCAGCACAAGGUAUGGAAGGCACGUGCAGCAGGUUAUGAUGAAGCAGUCAAGUUGUUUCGAACUCUUGAUGAGAAGAGUCCGGAGUUCUCGAAAUUUGCACCAUUGAUGAAGAAAUUUGUCACAGACAGUAAUGCAGUAGCGCAGGAGAAAGCCUUGGAUGCUGUGAUAGCCUACGUGGAGAAUGCAGCAGUGGCUCCAAAAACAGCUCAUGAAGUUGUGAGUGGGGUGGUAGCAAAAUGUCUGAGUGCAUCAAAAACGAAGACUAGAGACAAUGGGAAAGAGAUUAUUAUGUUGUAUGUGGAGGCUGAGAAGCAAGAGGUUGUGAUGGAGGACGUGAUGGAAGGAUGGUCCAACAAAAAUCCCAAAGUUGUCGCAGCCUGUAUCCAGACCAUGAGGGAAGCUCUGAGGGACUUUGGAAACAAGAUCAUUCAAAUUAAGCCAAUGGUGAAGUUUCUACCCAAGCUUCUGGAAGACAGAGAUAAGAAUGUGCGUGAAGAAACUAAGCAUUUAGUGGUAGAGAUGUACAGAUGGGUCGGCGCUGCAAUAAAACCUAAACUAGUGGAUUUUAAACCAGUACAGGUAGCAGAACUUGAAGCUGAGUUUGAGAAACUAGGCAAUGCAAAGCCACAGCAAGCAAGAUUUCUGAGGUCUCAGCAAGACCUGAAAGCUAAAAUGGAGGAAAAAGCAGCAAAGGCCGAAGCAGGGGAAGAAGAAGAGGAAGAAGGUGAUGUUGCGGAGGACGUUGACCCUUAUGAUCUUCUUGAACCUGUCAAUAUUCUUGCUGCAUUGCCAAAAGACUUCUUUGACAAAGUGGAAGCCAAGAAAUGGCAGGAAAGAAAGGAGGCACUGGAAGCAGUGCAGAAAUUGUGUGAAAGCCCAAAGAUUGAGCCCGGGGAUUAUGGUCCACUUGUAAAGUCACUAAUGAAGGUUGUUGCAAAGGACACAAAUGUGAUGUUGGUUGCUCUCGGUGCUAAGGUCCUGGCAGGUCUUGCUAGAGGUUUAAGGAAGAAAUUCCAGCCAUAUGCACCUAAUUGUAUACAGACAUACCUGGACAAGUUCAAGGAGAAGAAGCCAAUGGUUGUGACGGCACUAAGAGAUGCUAUAGAUGCUGCUUGGCAAUCAAUAAGCCUGGAGCCUAUAACUGAAGACGUUUUGGCUGCUUUGGAGAACAAGAACCCGAAUAUCAAGGCGGAGACAGCAUCUUUCCUUGCCAGAUGUUUUGCUCGACUGACAAUUUCAACACUACCUAAGAAACAGCUGAAGACCUUUUGUGCAAGUUUAUUGAAGACUGUAAAUGACACUGCACUCGAGGUGAGAGAAGCAUCAUUCAUGGCCCUCGGUACAGCAAUGAAGGUGGUUACAGAGAAAAACAUCAUGGCGUAUAUGGCUGAUGUUGACAAUCUUAAGAUGCAAAAGAUCAAGGAGUCUUGUGAGAAAGCAGUGUUAUUGAAUGCUAAAGGUGAGCCACGCUCAGGAGGUACUGCUAAAGCUGCUGCACCAAAGGCGGGGUCGGCGGAACCAAAACCUGUGACCAGACCUGGAGCCCCUCCACCAAGCGGGGCUUCCAGACCCAAAACAGCUCCAGCAAAAACAGGAGGGCCUCCAAAGUCAAAGUCUGGGGGACCACCAAGAAAAAAAGAAGGUGCUAAGAAAGCUUCAACUCCAGCGGAAGAAAAGACAGAAAAAGUUUUAUCUGAUGACGCAGUGAUUGAAAAAGCUACAGACUUUCUUGGUGCAGAAAUGUUGACGCAGUUGGAAAAUUCCAAUUGGAAGGAGAGGUUGGCAGGAAUGGAGAAUUUGACAACAAUGUUACGUAGAAUGAGCAAAGACAUGAUCCCGUGUCAAGUUUGUGUGAGAACCAUUGCAAAGAAACCUGGCUUUAAAGAUAAUAAUUUUCAGGUUCUGAAGUUACGAGUUGAACUGGUGUCACAUCUUGCACUGAAUGCAGAGUUUACGAAAGUUUCAGCAGAAUUCUGUCUGCCUGACCUUGUAGAGAAGGUCGGAGAUGUGAAAAAUGGGGCAGCUGUACAGGAAGCUUUCAGUUGUAUAGCAGAGGCAACCUCGCUAGACUUCGUGGCAGGAGAGGUAAUGAGGAUGGCUUUUGCCCAAAAAAAUCCCAAGAAUCAGUCAGAGGCACUCAACUGGCUUACAAAAGCUGUAACACAAUUUGGACUGAAUACUUCACCAAAAAUACAGCGGGUUCAAGUAAAGCCACAUAUAGAAAACAUCAAAAAAGCUUUUGCACACACAAAUCCAGCAGUGAGGACGGCUGCUAUAAGUCUGUGUGCCAUAUUGUAUCAGUAUAUGGGUCAGCAGUUACGUAUGUUCUUUGAAGAUGAAAAGGCAGCUUUGCUACAACAAAUAGAUGCAGAGUUUGAAAAGGUGAAAGGUCAGAAACCCCCAGCUCCUGUAAGGGGCCUCAAGCCAACAGAUACUGGUGAUGAUGAUGAUGAUGAUGACGAUGAGAAGGGUGGUGAUGAUGGUGAUGAUAAUGCCGCUGAUCUUGUUCCAAGAAAUGAUAUAGGGGACAGAUUUUCACAAGAGCUGAUUGAAUCCCUAGCAGAUAAGAAUUGGAAGGUGCGAGGAGAGGGCCUGCAGAAAAUCAUCUCCAUCCUGAACGAGGCAAAGUUUAUAACUGGAAGUCUAGGCCCACUGCCUGAAGCAGUCAAAGCCAGACUGGGUGACAACAACAAAAUUUUGGUGACAACCACCAUUGGGAUUUGUGUGACCUUAGCAACCAAUAUGGGACGUCACUGUAAGCAGCAUAUAAAAGUAAUUGGUCCUGCACUCAUUGGUUGCUUAGGAGAUAGCAAGCCUGCCCUGAGAGCAGCUGCUGUGGGAGCUUUGAAUGCGUGGGUGGAUCAGACAACACUGACACCUCUGGUCGAGUGUGAGGCAUUCAGUGAUGCUCUUAAGCUGGAAAACCCUAACCUUAGACAGGAGCUGUUUGGCUGGUUGACAGAGAGGCUACCAAAUCACAAACAGUUACCAAAAGAUGAGAUGAAGUUGUGUAUACCCCAUCUGCUGUCAUGUUUGGAAGACAGAAACCCUGAAGUAAGAAAGAAGGCUGGGGAAUCGCUUGUACCGUUCAUGAUUCAUGUUGGAUAUGAUUCCGUCUUCAAGGCCACUAGCAAGCUUAAGCCAGCAUCAAAAGACCAGAUAAUGCAAAUUAUUGAGAAGGCUCGAGAAAAUCUACCUGCGAAACAACCUAAAAAGAAACCUGCCACAGCUCCAGCUGCAUCAAAGGCCGCAGCCCCUGCCGUCUCAAAUGACUACGAUGAAGAGGAUGCCCCUCCUCCACGGAAGAAGGAGAAAUCGCCCACAGCAGAACCGCCAGAAACAAAGGGUCCAGCUAAAGGGCCAGGAAAGACAAAAGCAAAAGCUGCAUCAGCACCUAGUAAAAGAAAGAAGGUCGAAGAAGACACAGGUCCACCUAUAAGUAUAAAUGAACCAAAAGAAAAACGAUUUAAAGAGGAGAGAAAUAUGAAGACAUUGAAGUGGAAUUUCAUGGAACCAAAGGCAGAGUACGUGGAGCAGCUUAGAAACCAGAUGGAGAAAAACUUCAGUAAAACCAUGAUGGAUUUACUCUUCCAUACUGACUUUAAAAAUCAUACAAAAGCUAUCGAAAUACUUCUAAAGUGUAUGGAGAGUGCACAGAACGAGCAGCUGGGCAACCUGGAUCUCAUUCUGAAGUGGUUUACGCUACGAUUCUUCGACACCAAUCCCAGCAUGCUCAACAAGGCACUUGAAUAUAUCUCCAAACUAUUCAAGCUUCUCAUUGACAUUGAUUACAAUCUACACGAGUUCGAGGCAAACUCGUUUGUGCCAUAUUUAGUCAUAAAGGUAGGGGAGAACAAGGACAAUGUGAGAAGAGAGGUACGUUCAAUCUUCAAACUGCUGUAUAAAGUCUACCCAGCCAGCAAGAUGUUUGUGUUCAUUUGUGAUGGUGUCAAAUCCAAGAACUCUAAACAGAGGACAGAAUGUUUGGAAGAACUUGGAUACAUGAUAGAAACUUACGGAAUCUCGAUUUGUCAGCCUAGUCCUCAGCAAGCCCUGAAAGUUAUUGCCGCACAGAUCAGUGAAAGGGAUAAUGGUGUCAGGAAUGCUGCCCUGAAUUCUACAGUGAUAGCAUAUAUGAUACUGGGAGAUAAUCUAUAUAAAUAUAUUGGAACGUUGAAAGAGAAGGAUCAGAGUUAUUUGGAUGAAAGAAUAAAGCGGACAUCUAAGAAUAAACCUGCUGGUGGUCAGCCUGCAGCAAAACAAGAGAGACCAAAAUCUGCUCCACAACAAACACAGAGAUCUAAUACUCAACCUCAGAUCCAACGGUCUAACAUAGGUAUUCCCAAGUCUCAGUCUACAAACAUGGUACGGAAGGAGUUUCAGUUGGAUAUUGAGGAUGACUCCAACAAGGAGAACUACCAGAUGCCACAAUUAAUACAACACAGUGACCUCGAUGAUCUCUUACAACCUGUAGAGCUGCCAAAAAUAAAAGCAAGACCACCCUCGCCAGGUCCUAAAUUUUUUAACAAUGCCGACACCUCAAAUACUGUGAGCUUUGUGAUCUCCCAGAUAACCAACAGGGAUAUCCUAACUUGUGUACAAGCAUUAGCACAGAUAGAUGAAGUGUUGAAAGACAUAGAUAAGGUUGCAGUCAUGGAGGAUCACGUGGAACAGUUACUUGUUGCAAUGUCGAUGCAGUUCAAAAUGGCCUACUCUACGCACAUGGGAGACGAUGAAACCACAAAAGAAGAUGUUGUACGAUUAUAUAGAUGUUUACUUGGAACACUUCUCUCAUUAUUCCAAAACUCAAUUCUUGCCACACAUGCCUCUAAGGAUAUUUUGAAGGAGUUGAUAUAUAUUCUGGUCACAAUAUUACUGGACAAUCGUCUCAUGGAGCUUGAGGACGGACCACAGGUGGUACGAUCUGUCAACGUGCUGGUCGUCAAAAUAGUAGAAAAGUCUGAUCAGACUAACGUUUUAUGUGCCCUGAUUCGACUUCUUCAAGAUUGUGUAGAUAGCCAAACAUGUAGCAAUAAAUUUCUAGAACUCAUCAUGAAGUGCCUUUGGAAGAUGGUGCGUAUGCUACCCGAUACAAUCAAAGAGCUAAAUCUAGAUCGUGUGUUAUAUGAUAUUCACACGUUUCUGCGUACAUUUCCCUCACGUACGUGGAAGGAAAGGGCUAAUGACUUGCCACUACGUACCACGAAAACUAUCCUACAUUCCAUGGCUAAAUUGAAAGGUUCAAAGAUUUUGAGUCACCUGGGUCAGAUAGAUGCUGGCGAGGUGUCGGAAGUGAAGACUUACCUUCAGAAGGUCCUCAAGAAUGAAGGCAAUUUACAUGUGGAGGGAGAGAUAAAUGGAACUACGGAGGAUAACAAAACUUCAAGGAGUGCUUCCAAAACAAAAAGACUGUCUAAAACUACACACGAUAUGUUGACCGAAAUAUUUAAGAAAGUGGGUUCGAAGGAGAACACGAAGGAAGGUCUGAAGGACUUGUAUGAGUUCAAAAGGAAAUUUCCAGAUGCUGACAUUGAUCCAUUCUUGAAGAAAUCCUCGCACUUUUUCCAAAACUACAUCGAGAGAGGGUUGAAAGCAAUAGAAAAUGAAGAGAGAGAAAAAAUAGAUGGAAAAAUAGGUGAGAUACAUAAAUCUGUUUUGAUACAACUGUUACAGAUGAAGAGUUCAAAAAAAUGGAGAGGAGUGUUUGGUGGAGAUUAUUAUUUAGAAAGGACCUCCAAAAUCAGCAAAGAUAAACUGGGUCAUGACCCCACUGUAAAGCCUAAUGUUCAGACGGAAUCAACCAAUGCAGAUUACUAUAUGGAAAGAUUACGUCAGCUGCGAGCGCAGUGUGGACUGGAACCUGACACAGCAAAGGGUGACCAGCUUGAUUCUACACCAGAGAAAACAGAACAAGACAUAUCACCUGAACAGUCUCCACCAAAGGAUAUCAUAGAUGAAACAGAAGCAAACGAUGAUACUGACAGCAAUAAACAGUCGCAACCUACACAGUCCAAAUUGGCAGACGUUUCACAAUUAAAGGCACGAUUAGAAAAGAUCAAGCAAAUGGCGAACAGUUGA